AUGUACAUGUAUCGGGAUCUCAUUUUUACUUUGACAGUCAUUCUGCAAGGAUCAAUAUUACUGACACUCUUCAGGUCAAAGAAACUAGAUCCACCGUCUAUUGCUAAUAAUAACGGACACUUUAUAUUCACAGACACAUUUUAAUCAGCUGUAUAGUUCAGUCAAAAUGCAGGGUUCUUCUCCGUUUUCUCUCCCUCUCCCUUCUCUUCUUCCUCUCGAAAUAAUUUUUCGAGCCAUCCUGACAACCAACCGACCGACCGACCGACCAACCAGUUAACCACCCAACCAACCAGUUAAUCACCCACCCAACCAACCAAUCACUUCACUGCAUUCGGUCUGUGAAAUGACGGCUCAUAUCAUCACCCAAUCGAUUAUCGAUAUUUCAUUAAUCGAUCGCGAAUGAAGACUUAUGGAAAAUGGCAUCCUUUUAUAAAUCCCAGGGCCAGAGCCUGAUUUCAGGAGUCGACACAGUUGAGCUUGAAAGAGCCCUCCACAAUUUGGAAUUCGAAAAGAAGCAACAGAUCCAGGAGUUUGAGAAGGAAAAACAGCAGAUUGCGAUUCUAGAGAAAUCAACAAAUGAAAAACAAGAUGGAAUUAAGAGAAUGGAAGAAGAUGUGUCCAGGAUUGAUGAGGAGAUUAAGAGCAGCCACAGGCAGUUCAGACAGAACAAAGAGCUAUUGAAGGAAAGUCAGAAGGCACAUUCAUCUGUUUUGAACUUUCAUCUGGAGGCCAAGAAGAAAGAAAUCCAGCAGCUAACAGAAAAAUAUGAAAUUGAAAACGCUGACCUACAGAGCAAAUUGGACCAUUACGACACUGUAUGGAAAUCAUAUGAAGAGGUCUACAUGCAGCAAGAGAAUGCCAAGGAACUCAUGAAGUGGCAGUUGGAAGUCCUGCAGUGCAAGGAAGCUGUCAAAGAGGGCAGGCUUCAGAUUUCAAAUCUUCAGCAGGGAGAAGAUGAACUGCAGGAAGAGAUCCUUGCCAAUGAGUCACCAUUCCAAAGCAUUACAGAUUUUGUCAUCAAGUUUGCUGAAAUAAAGGUUUCAACCCAAGUGAAGCAAUUUGAAACAGAGCAACUUCUCAAUUCAAUCUCAGCUGCUGAGAAGGAUAUCCAAACUUUACAGGAAACACAAGCAGAAAUCGUUAAGAACAUUGAGGAAAAGAGGAAGGAGGAAGAACUGGAGAAACAGAGAAUUGAGAAAAAAAAGGAGCAGAAAGAGAAAGCUUUACAGGAGGAAUAUGCUAGGUAG
Messenger RNA from Lytechinus variegatus (green sea urchin), 1247 nucleotides. Its product is annotated as golgin subfamily A member 6-like protein 7. The transcript has 8 exons. Lineage: Eukaryota; Metazoa; Echinodermata; Echinoidea; Temnopleuroida; Toxopneustidae. Bases 417 to 1247 code for a protein of 276 amino acids. The record is from RefSeq and is a predicted model, not a curated record.